Meloidogyne enterolobii is the source of this 738-nucleotide messenger RNA. The record is from the annotation of a GenBank genome assembly. Lineage: Eukaryota; Metazoa; Nematoda; Chromadorea; Rhabditida; Meloidogynidae.
AUGUCGAUGACUCCCACUAACGACUUAGUUUACGAGUCAACAACAAAACAAAGCGAUUUAUCCUUCCCUCCACCCAAUUGUGUAUUUAUUGAAUCUUCUUUUGCCAAUGAAAUACAGCGAAAAGCUAUUUAUAGACUUAUCCGAAUACUUGAAAGAAAUGGACAAAAACCUUCAGCAUUAAUUAUUAAUGGAGAUUUAACUAAUUUUGGACAUUCCUUUCAAUUAGAACUUUUUAAAAUAGAAUGGUUACAAACAAUCCCGAUUCCUUUAUUAAUUGGAUUAGGAAAUCAUGAUUAUGAAAAUAAUGUUGAUGAUUGUAUAGGGAAUAAUUGUGCUGACAGAAUGCUUCGUUGGUUUAGUGAGGAAUAUGUUCCUACAAUGAAUAAUUUUUUUGGGGAAUUUGAUUUGGAGAAAAAGUCUGAGCUUUGGAGAUCUGAAUAUGAGGGAAGUCUUGCUUACACAGCAAAGAUAUGUUCAAAAUUAGAUAAUGGGUCUAAUUCUGAUUUUUGUCUUUACUCCAUUCAAUUGCAUAACAGACCUGAUUAUGCAACAUUAAUUAAAUUUCCUUAUGGUCAUUGGCAAAUACGAGGCUCUUUUCAUUGGUUGGGUGUUGAAUUAGAUAAAAUAACUGAAUUAUUGAAAAAUAAUGGACAAACAGCUGGGGUUGUUCUUAUUAAUUUACAUAAUCAUAGCGAUAAAGUGGCUGAAAGAUUAAAAAGAACAUUGGAAAAUUGGUAG